Molecule: messenger RNA, 2225 nt
Organism: Phragmites australis (common reed)
Lineage: Eukaryota; Viridiplantae; Streptophyta; Magnoliopsida; Poales; Poaceae
Product: metal transporter Nramp6-like
Exons: 4
Coding region: 19-1659 (546 amino acids)
Biological process (GO): metal ion transport
Cellular component (GO): membrane
Molecular function (GO): cadmium ion transmembrane transporter activity; manganese ion transmembrane transporter activity
Source: RefSeq, a predicted model, not a curated record
CCGGGCACCUCCGACGCGAUGGCCGCCGACCACGCCGCUGCCGGAGAGCCCGCGGCAAGCACCUCGCCGGCCGCCCCCGACGCCGAGGCGCGUGCCCUCCUCCGCCGCUCAUCAUUCAUCUCCGCCAUCUCCGAUGACAACGAGGGCCUCGAGGAGCGCGCGUUCGAGCCGGCCGAGAAGGUCAUCGUCUCCAUCUCCGGCGACCCCGACGCCGACGCCGAGCGCCUCUUCGCCUCGGGGGGACGCGCGCCGCCCUUCUCGUGGCGCAAGCUGUGGUUGUUCACGGGGCCCGGGUUCCUCAUGAGCAUCGCGUUCGUGGACCCGGGCAACCUCGAGGGCGACCUCCAGGCCGGCGCCACCGCCAGCGGCACUCUGCUAUGGCUGCUCUUCUGGGCGACGGCCAUGGGUCUCCUCGUGCAGCUGCUCGCCGCGCGCCUCGGGGUGGCCACGGGGAGGCACCUCGCCGAGCUCUGCCGCGACGAGUACCCUGACUGGGCGCGCCGCGUUCUCUGGCUCAUGGCCGAGGUCUCUAUGGUCAGCGCCGACAUCCAGGAGGUCAUUGGGAGCGCCAUUGCCAUCAAGAUCCUCAGCCGCGGCUUCUUGCCGCUCUGGGUCGGCGUUGUCAUCACCGCAUUGGAUUGCUUUAUUUUUCUUUCCCUCGAGAACUAUGGGGUGAGAAAGUUGGAAGCUGUAUUUGCAGUUCUAAUUACAACAAUGGCCUGCUCCUUCGCAUGGAUGUUUGCAGAAACCAAGCCCAGUGGGAAAGACCUAAUCAUUGGUAUUCUAGUUCCAAAGCUGAGCUCAAGAACAGUAAAACAAGCUGUUGGUCUUGUUGGAUGUGUUAUCACACCCCAUAAUGUGUUCCUCCAUUCUGCUCUUGUGCAAUCAAGAAAAAUUGACCCACACAAGGAAUAUGAAGUCUGUGAAGCGUUGAGGUACUAUUCCAUUGAAUCCACCAUGGCAUUGGUAGUGCCCUUCAUGAUAAAUUUAUUUGUAACAGCAGUUUUUGCAAAAGGAUUUUAUGGUACCAAAGAAGCAGAUAAUAUUGGCCUUGAGAAUGCUGGAAAAUAUCUACAAGAGAAGUUUGGGGGAGGGUUUUUCCCUAUCCUUUAUAUUUGGGGUGUUGGGCUGUUAGCCGCUGGCACGAGUAGUACCAUAACUGGAACUUAUGCUGGACAAUUUAUAAUGGGCGGAUUUCUGAAUUGGCGGUUGAAAAAAUGGAUCAGGGCAUUGAUCACUAGAAGCUUUGCGAUUGUGCCAACUAUAAUUGUUGCUUUAUACUUCAACACUUCUGAGUCUGCACUGGAUGUUCUCAAUGAGUGGCUCAAUGUGCUCCAAUCAAUUCAGAUCCCUUUUGCACUCAUCCCACUGAUAACAUUGGUUUCCAAGGAGCAAGUCAUGGGGGUGUUCAAGAUAGGUCCAAGAAUGAAAAUUGCAACCUGGACAGUUGCUUCCGUACCGAUCAUAAUCAAUAGCUAUAUGUUGUUGGAUUUCUUCUCUUCAGAAAUGGAAGGCGUGUUGUCUAUCUCCAUUCUCUGUGUGGCCGUGGUUGCUUAUGCUAUGUUCAUACUGUAUCUCAUUUUCCGAGGCACAGAAUUUCCUGACCGUUUUGCAGUCGGGGUACACAAGAACAGUUUAACAUGGCGAAAAACUGGAUGAGCAAUUAUACUCCAUGGUAUCUUGUUGGCACUUAGGAAACUCACAGAUUGCAGAGCAGAUUGUACAGAGGAACGGAAAGUUUCAGUCGUUGCCAAGAACUGCGAAAACUGCUGUAUCGUUUAUUCAUAGAACUCUGACUGCAGCUAGAAACUGUCACGGAGAUGAAUAACCGCCGUCUUUAUAGCUGAAUAUCCUAACAAUUUCUUGUUUCAUGGUAUGUGAAAAGACAAAUAGUGAGAAAAUCACAGGAGCUAAACAAGGCACGAGAGAUCAGAAGUAGAGUGAUGGUACUUACGUUCGUGUAAGAUAUAUAUGAAGUCAAUUUUGUCAUGUAAUUAGAGUAGUAACUCUCUUCAGUUAUACUACGUAUCAAAGUUCUGUUCUGAUUUCACAGACGUCAGACGGCGAAGGAUUAGAUCAUUCUAGAUCAUGUGGUUGAGCGGAACAUGAUGAUUUACGGGGACCAGGUGAAGGUCACCAGGAACAUGUAAUUCUGAUAGAGUAUGCCGUAUUGUCCGUCCAUUUGCUGUCAGACGAACAGUAAAAACCGUUGCAACUCAGAUGUU